This is a messenger RNA of Trematomus bernacchii (emerald rockcod), 432 nucleotides long. RefSeq lists its product as uncharacterized. The transcript has 4 exons. Gene Ontology annotation, biological process: vein smooth muscle contraction; regulation of systemic arterial blood pressure by endothelin; regulation of vasoconstriction. Gene Ontology annotation, molecular function: hormone activity; endothelin B receptor binding. Gene Ontology annotation, cellular component: extracellular region. The coding region runs from base 1 to 390 and encodes 129 amino acids. Lineage: Eukaryota; Metazoa; Chordata; Actinopteri; Perciformes; Nototheniidae. The record is from RefSeq and is a predicted model, not a curated record.
AUGAUCCCUGGAGUAUCCGCCUCUACAUUCGCCGUUACGAGCCCCACGGUGGAGGAGGGCCCCCUGGUGCAGCUCCCCCACACGGCCCACCGGAGAGUGAAGCGCUGCUCCUGCGAGAACCAGAAAGACAAGGAGUGUAUUUUCUUCUGCCACAUCGGUAUCGUGUGGGUCAACACGCCGGGCCGUGUGGUUCCGUACGGGUUCGGUUCUGUCCGGCUGAGGAGAGAUCUGAGUCGCUGCCUCUGCACACACACACAGGACCAGGAGUGUGUGAGCUUCUGCACCACACACACAGAAGGAGAACACGCUGCAAUGAAGACGGACAAACGGAGACACAGAGGUGCAUUCUGGGAAAAAAGGAGCCGGCAUGCACUGAAGCAUCAGACCUGAGCGACCGAAAUAUCUGUUUGUACAGAGAGUGUGUGUGUGUGU